GCGUUUUACGACUCAAUCAUCACCCGAGUGAGUACGAUUUUCAGAUUGCUCUGGGAAGUUUUCGCCAAGAGAGGUGCUGCGAUUUUCUUACUCUUUUCUUUUUUUCCUAUAAAUUUUCAUUUUAAAUGAUGCUAGAACUCCCGUACAAGUUCCACAUCUUCAACUGAGUUCCAGCAGUAGUUCAAUAAAGCUUACAGUAAGGGAGGAAGAGGAGGCCAUGGAAAAGCGCGUGUACGAAGUUUGGAAAGGAAGUAAUAAGUUUAUCCUUGGUGGGAGGCUGAUAUUUGGGCCAGAUGCUAAGUCUUUACUUGUUACCAUAUUGCUGAUCGCUGUUCCUGUUAUUAUCUUUUGUGUGUUUGUUGCAAGGCAUCUACGACAUGCAUUUUCUCCGUAUAAUUCAGGAUAUGCAAUUCUGGUGGUAGCAAUUGUCUUUACUAUCUAUGUGUUGAUUCUUCUUUUCCUCACAUCUGCCCGGGACCCAGGAAUCAUUCCACGCAAUUCACAUCCACCAGAGGAGGAGUUCCGCUAUGAAUCUUCCAUUUCAGCUGAGGGCGGGGGUAGGCAAACACCCAGCCUCCAAUUCCCUCGAACCAAGGAAGUUACGGUUAAUGGGAUUCCUGUACGGGUCAAGUACUGUGACACAUGCAUGCUAUAUCGUCCUCGUUGCUCUCACUGUUCCAUUUGCAACAAUUGUGUCGAGCGUUUUGAUCACCAUUGUCCUUGGGUAGGCCAAUGUAUUGGACUGCGGAAUUACCGGUACUUCUUUAUGUUUGUUUCUUCGGCAACUCUUCUCUGCAUCUAUGUAUUCUCCAUGUCAGCAGUGUACAUGAAGGUUCUGAUGGAUGAUCACCGUGGAACAGUUUGGAAAGCAAUGCAGGAAUCUCCUACAUCUGUCAUUCUAAUGGCAUACUGUUUCAUUUCACUGUGGUUUGUCGGUGGACUAACCGGGUUUCACUUGUACCUCAUCACAACAAACCAGACUACCUAUGAAAAUUUCCGAUUUAGGGCUGACAACAGAAUCAAUGUUUAUAAUCUUGGAUGUCCGAGUAAUUUUCUUGAAGUAUUUUGCACGACGAUAAAACCCUCAAAGAACAAUUUCCGGGCAUUUGUUCAAGAGGAGGUGCCAAGGCCUACUGUACCAAGUACUCAAGGAGCUGAAGAUCUAGGUGGAGAUCCGCGUUCCAAGGUUGAAGACGAUCUAGAUAUCGGUGAAGAUCUAUUGAAGAUCUCCCAACGACGUAAUAUUGAGGAAAUUGAUGAGGACAUCCACAGUAGAGGCAGCAAUGGCCCUGCUCAUACAGCCUUGGACGUUGAUUCUAUUCUGGAAUCUGAUCAUCGAGCACCUACAAUUCGAUCUGAAACGAGACACUCAAGUUGGGGAAGGAGAAGUGGUAGUUGGGAAAUCGCUCCCGAUGACGUCCUUGCCAAUUCCAAAGCUACCGAAAGCAGAAUCCAUGCGACGUCGGAAGAAGCUCGCCGAUGAUGGGGUUAAUUUGUAUAGAGUUGCCACUGCAUGAAUUGAUAUGCAUAUUCUUUGGAUGUCUGUAAUUGUUAUGAGAAGAUAAGUGAAUAGUUGCCUUUUUCAUCUCUCGUUCUCUUAGAUUGUGGAAUGAUAUGCAACGUUGAGUGGA
Hibiscus syriacus is the source of this 1631-nucleotide messenger RNA. Its product is annotated as protein S-acyltransferase 8-like. The record is from RefSeq and is a predicted model, not a curated record. Gene Ontology annotation, biological process: protein targeting to membrane; peptidyl-L-cysteine S-palmitoylation. Gene Ontology annotation, cellular component: endoplasmic reticulum; Golgi apparatus. Gene Ontology annotation, molecular function: protein-cysteine S-palmitoyltransferase activity. Lineage: Eukaryota; Viridiplantae; Streptophyta; Magnoliopsida; Malvales; Malvaceae.